Messenger RNA from Danaus chrysippus (African queen), 528 nucleotides. The record is from the annotation of a GenBank genome assembly. Lineage: Eukaryota; Metazoa; Arthropoda; Insecta; Lepidoptera; Nymphalidae.
AUGAAUAUUUUAGGCUGCUUGGUAACAAAGGAAGAAUGGGAUGGAUUGCCUCCGUUGCACGUUGACUAUCUUCCCAGGCCAGUGGACUUAGUUAUUAUACAGCAUACAGUGACACCUACUUGUAGCACAUUCGAGUCAUGCAAAAAUAUUGUUCAGAGUAUACAGAAUACCCAUAUGGAAGACCUUAACUUUUGGGAUAUUGGAAUGUCGUUUCUGGUUGGCGGUGAUGGCAAAGCUUACGAAGGUUCUGGUUGGCUACACGUUGGUGCUCAUACAUACGGAUAUAAUAAGAGAUCCAUAGGCAUAUCAUUUAUAGGAAACUUCAAUAAUGAUGAACCAACGCCACAGGCGAUAGCAGCGGCUCAAAAUCUUUUAAAAUGUGGUGUGGAAGAAGGACAUUUAUCUCCAGACUAUCACCUAGUAGGACAUAGACAACUCAUUGCCACUCAAAGCCCCGGACGGAAAUUGUAUAGAGAAAUAAGAACCUGGCCCCAUUACUUGGAAGAUGUGUCAUCCAUUAAAAAUUAA